CGUUCCUGAAGCUUUUUUUAUUACUCUUUUCCGUCUUGCUAAUCUCGAACCAAAAAAAAAAAAGCUGUCAUGACGACCACAAAGAGAUCGACUCCCUUUUACUUUGGAGGUGCUGCUUCCUGCAUUGCUGCCAUGGUGGUUCAUCCCUUUGACCUCACCAAGGUCCGCUUGCAAAACACCAAAGGCGCCGACAAGGCGGGCAUGCUUACGACCAUGGUAAGAAUCGCCAAGAAUGAGGGUCCUCUCAAGCUUUAUGCUGGUCUCUCGGCAAGUAUUCUUCGUCAAGCGACAUACUCUACUGUUCGCUUUGGUGGUUAUGAAAAGUUGAAGCAAAUGGUUUCUGACGGCAAAAGCAUUUCUGUCUGGCAAAUGUUGAUCUGCUCCAGUGCAGCUGGUGCAUUAGGCGGUGCUUGCGGUAAUCCGGGUGACGUUGUUAACGUGCGUAUGCAAAAUGAUGGCCAGCUUCCGGCUCACCAGCGACGCAACUACAAGCAUGCCAUUGAUGGUGUCGUCCGUAUUACUAAAGAAGAAGGCGUCGCAUCACUGUUCCGAGGACUCGGACCCAACGUCAACAGAGCGAUAUUGAUGACCUCUUCCCAGUGUGUCUCCUAUGAUAUUUUCAAAGAUCUUCUGUUGAAGCACAGCCCGUUAAAGGAUGGUAUGGCUCUUCACCUGACGUCGAGUGUGUUAGCGGGUCUCGUGGCAACCACUGUAUGCUCCCCCGUUGACGUUAUCAAGACACGUAUCAUGACCGCCAGCUCAUCGGAUCGCAAGAUGUCAUCGCUGACUGUCAUGUCGCAAAUGUAUAAGGCGGAAGGCAUUGCCUCCUUCUUCAAGGGUUGGACUCCAGCAUUUAUUCGUCUUGGACCGCAGACUAUCAUUACUUUUGUGGUACUGGAACAGUUCAAAAAGUGGCAUGCGGCAUGGCACGAUAGAUCAUUGGUUACAGCCAAGCUGUAAUUGGCAUAUCCUUAUUUUCUCCAUUGUUAUCUUAUUUAUUUUUGACACUUUCUUUAUUCAUCAUUCAUAGUAUAUCAUUUUUGUAUUUUUUUUACAGCAUUUUUUAUUUUUUUGAUAGAGAACAAUGAAAAUCUGGGGCACUGCCUCAAGUUACCUGAAAGAGGAAGUCCUGUC
Radiomyces spectabilis is the source of this 1134-nucleotide messenger RNA. Its product is annotated as mitochondrial carrier domain-containing protein. Bases 70 to 960 code for a protein of 296 amino acids. Gene Ontology annotation, molecular function: antiporter activity; sulfate transmembrane transporter activity; malate transmembrane transporter activity. Gene Ontology annotation, cellular component: mitochondrial membrane. NCBI's taxonomy places the organism in Eukaryota, Fungi, Mucoromycota, Mucoromycetes, Mucorales, Radiomycetaceae. Gene Ontology annotation, biological process: oxaloacetate transport; malate transmembrane transport; phosphate ion transmembrane transport. The transcript is spliced from 3 exons. The record is from RefSeq and is a predicted model, not a curated record.